Molecule: messenger RNA, 489 nt
Organism: Fusarium vanettenii 77-13-4
Lineage: Eukaryota; Fungi; Ascomycota; Sordariomycetes; Hypocreales; Nectriaceae
Exons: 1
Molecular function (GO): protein binding
Source: RefSeq, a predicted model, not a curated record
ACACCACUCGGUCUGGCCUGUCGACGCGGGCAUGUAGAUGUGGUAGAACUGCUUCUCAAUCAUCACGCCAGCACAGAAGUCUUUAAUCGCACUGGGAGGAGCCCUCUAUUUUUAGCAGCUCUCCGCGGUCAUAUAAGCGCAGUCAAACUCAUUCUCGAGAAGGACCAGUCAUCUCUUGACAAAGCUGAAUCUACCAACACCUGGACGCCCCUUCACGGGGCAGUCUACAACGGUCACGGAGAGAUUGUCAGUAUGCUGCUUAAAGCAGGAUCGAGGCUUGAUACGCGUGCCAGGGAUGGAAGCACACCAUUAAUGACAGCAAUCCAAAACGAGCGUGAAGGCAUUGUGAAAAUGCUACUUGUCCGCCGGUCAGAGGAUGAAGACCUACAGUUGGAGACGCGAUCUGACAACGAGGCCACGCCACUUGGUACUGCGUGUAUACGGGGUUUCACGACUAUUUCCCGUCUCCUGAUUGACGCCGGCGCAGAC